AUGGAGAUCGCUAAUGGAGGUAUCAGUGCGUUGCCACUGGAGGACAAAAUUUGCGAUGAAGAGCCUCUGGAUUCGGUGUUCAUAGACGAUAGCCGUGAAAGUGAGGAUACGAUUCAGUUUUCCGCCCGACGGCCACCAGUCAACAACUCACCGUCGAAUCGGGAGAGCAUCAGCACCACUCACAAUCAGCAGCUUAUACCAAAGCGAACUCGUGCCACAGUGUCAAUGCGUGACGAUGAGACCGAUAUGUGGGGAAGUGAGGAGGUCGAUCAUAAAGAGGAAUUCACACUUACACUUACUGACCCUGAUCAUCGAAAUGCGUUAUUGGAUCGACUGAAUACGUUCCGACGGAAUCGUGAACUUUGCGAUGUGGUAUUGUUUGUGCGUGAAAAGGAAAUUCUUGCCCAUAAGGUAUUGUGCAUAUUAAUCCAAUUACUUUAA
Molecule: messenger RNA, 441 nt
Organism: Anisakis simplex (herring worm)
Lineage: Eukaryota; Metazoa; Nematoda; Chromadorea; Rhabditida; Anisakidae
Source: the annotation of a GenBank genome assembly